Klebsormidium nitens is the source of this 3040-nucleotide messenger RNA. The record is from the annotation of a GenBank genome assembly. NCBI's taxonomy places the organism in Eukaryota, Viridiplantae, Streptophyta, Klebsormidiophyceae, Klebsormidiales, Klebsormidiaceae.
GUCUGUUGACAUCAGGAACUCAGCAUCAAAUUCAGGUACCUACCACAUCGAAGCAGAAGCAAGGUGGCGAUCAGGAGAGGUCGCAUUGGCAUGCACAACAAAAUGGAUUGCGACAUUGCCGCAGAAACCGCGACAGGGAUGCAGGGAGCGCGCACAAGGAAUGGGGCGCUAUUCCUUGUUGCUUUGCUGGUUGAACCCGUCUCUUCAACCUUGAGGGGGUCCCCUGACAAGCGUGGGAGGACAAGUGGGGGGCUUGGUGCUUCCUGGCGUUUUGGCUCUCCCCGGAGGACACUACAAAUACUGUGCCACAGACUGCCUUGCAGUUGGCAUGAGCUGUACAGAUAGCAUAGAGGCCACUCCCCUUCUGGUUCCUGACAUUAGCCACCCGUGAAGAGAAAGAGUCAGCAGAGGCGCUUCAGUGCAGAUAGAAUCAACAAGUUGUCUAUCGACCUUUAACCACCGCUUAGCACUCUAAAAGGCUCUGCUAGCAACUGCAUUAGGGUUCCACCGUCGGAGGGCCGUCACAGCAAACCUGCUAGAGUGUAAGAGUCUUUUGCCAGCUCCAGUUGCUCUACACGAAUCACCGCCGAAUCCUAGAGCAAUCAGGGUGGAUCUCUUCCUUGCGUGAUUCCUUGCUAAUGACCGACACGCUAGACUUGAACAAUGCCCCUCCAUUCCCACCUCAGAAUGCUGCAGCUCUUACUCUGCAAGCUAAACAACGCGCAUCAACCAGAAACUCUGCUUCUUCAAUUCCCCAGCUAGGCCCAAGCCGGCUUUCCAUCACCAGCCUAGCAGCAAAAGGGGGGAGCGCAAAUUCUCAGUUGAGGAUGCGGGGGGGCUCGGCAAGGGGGGCGGCACACCCCCACAAACCAGGGCUAAAGCGGCUUCGGCGUUUCCUGCUGGCCUUACUGCCCUUUGCAUUUGUUCUCCACUUUGCAUUAUUGAAGUCGCAGGCACUCCCGUUCAUUGAGGGGCUACGGAAGACGGGGUUUUGGGGGGAGUGGAAGGGCGAGGAUUCGCAAGGGGGGGCUGUGCCGCACCUGGCUGCGGAGACCUUGCGAGACCGAAAAGCACUUGAGAGCAGGGAGCGGUGGAGGGAGGUCCAGCUGCAGGGGGGGUGGGAAGCUGCAAAAGCACUGGGGCUCACAGUAAGGGGCGGGGAGUCAAAUGAAGAGAUCAUUGUACAUGGAUUGCAGACCGGGAUUGAGGAGGGGGGCAGCGGGAAGCGAGUAGGGCUGGCGCAACGGGAAAAACUAGACGAGGACGAGGAUGACGACGAGGAUGUCGACACCCAGAGGGCCAUGGCGACAGACCCGCCUGCCGUCGUGGAGCAACUCGCGGCAGAGGGCGCGAAGGGAGAAAUUGGCCUCGAAAAGGCUGGUUUUGACCAAUUGAAGCCGGAGCAAAAUAAAGAGAGUGCACGGGAAGACCGGACACAGGAUACAGGCGGCCAUAACGUGGGUAUAGGUGCGGCUGGGGGUGCGUCUGGGGGCACAGCCGAGCAAGGAGAGGAUGCUCCACAUCGGCAGCAAUUGCCGGAGGAGGCGCCACGGCAAAACGAGGCCCUGGGGGGGGAGGGGACGGUAGUGGAUCAGGGGACGGGCGGGGGCCAAGACGGGCAGCGGAGGCAACAAUGGUUGCAAGAGGGGCAGGAGCGGUCGGCGCGCGAUUUUGCGUUGGCUGGGGCGUUGGCGGGGGGGUUGAAGCUGGGGUCUGCGGAGGGGGCGGACAAGAUUGUGGAAGCCGGGGGGGAGGGGGAGUGGGGGGAGGAGACGGAACUAGAGCGGCGAGCGCAGCUGACCGAGGGUGCCAAGCGGGCGGCGUACGGUGAGGUAAAAAGCGCAGAUGUUGAGAAGAAGGCGAAGUCGAGCAAGCCGCGGAGAUACCUGUACUUCGGGGAGACGAUCGAUGACGGCCAAACGGGUGGCCUCAUCCAUCAGGUAAACGGCCUGGCCUGCGGUCUUCAGGAGGCGCAUCAUCUGAAGCGCUACUUUGUGAUGCCCACAAUGUUUCGGCUAGACGACCGGCAUCGGUGGCUGCCCCAGGGCUUCCCGCCGGAGAAGAGCGUCAACAACUGGGGAGCCCAAGGGCCCGUAGACGAUGCCGAGCGGUGGACGCCGCUCGAGACACUGUUCGACUUCAAGGCAAUGCGGAGUAGCAGCAGGUUCGUCCCCAACACCGAUCCCCGGUGGCUCGCCACCCGCGAGAAAGCGGACGCGGAGAACGCCACGGUGCUCAUCCAGGGCUGGGCCGACCGCGACCUGCUCAACCGGGGGGGCAAUAAGUCGGCGCCCGUGAUCGUGCACAAAGCGAGCGAGUUUUGGUUCACCAACUGCCUGAAAUACAAGCCCCCCCGGGUUGCCGAGCACAAGUGGGAGUGGGACCACAUCGUUUUUGCGGCGCCCCUGCGCGGCGUUGCGGAGCACAUGAUCAGCGUCAUGGGGGGGCGCGGCAACUAUUCGACGAUGCACAUCCGGCGGGGGGACAAGCUGACGUACAUCUCCGUCAAGACGAAGCAGCAGGUGUGGCCCAACCUGGACCUGGAGACGCGGCCCGACUUCAUCGCGGCCAAGAUCGCGCAGUGGGUGCCAAAGAACGAGAGCUUGUACAUUGCCUCGAACGAAGCCGAGCUCGGCUUCUUCAAGCCCUUAUCAGAAAAGUAUGGCUUCAAGAUUUGGACGUACCACGACUUCUUAUAUGCGCUCAACUUGUGUGUUGACAAUGAUUACCAACUAUUUGCGGUUGAGAUGGAAGUGGUAAAACACGGGCGAUUGAAGAUAGCGACCUUCAAGGAAGAUAGUCCCCAGUAUUACCUGUCGUCACACGCGAGGUGGCCGGCAGGUCAAUAGACGAACAUGAGUAGAACGUGAGGAAAGAGUUGCGUUUGCAAGAUAGUUCCGGAAACUGUAUCUUUAUUGCAUGAGUCAAUACUAGCGAAGCGUGCUGUCUGCAUAUCAUACCGUAAACCUCACAAUAGUCUACUCCUCUACCACUUACGUGGCCCAACAUACAGCGCUCAAGCCAAACUAUCGCUUUCAUU